ACUGUAAGUUAAAUUGGUUCUUUGUCCUGUUUCACCAGCAUGAAAUGGCAGAUGAGCAGGCACGGAUUGAAUCCUUUUUGCCUUGGCCAUUGCAUGCUCCAGUUAACCCAGAGUCACUUGCUCAAGCAGGUUUCUACCACACAGAUUUCGAUGACCCAUGGGUGGAACAUGCUCGGUGGUACCCAGGGUGUGAGCUCUUAGGGCAGCUGGAAGGGGGGGGGGCCGUCGUGCGAGCAGAACAGGCCUCUAGAUCUUCUCCUGACUACACUCAAAGCCAGCAACAUGCACAGUAUGUCCUCGAGUCAGCACUUGACUCCAGGUGGUACCUGUUCAGAAGUGCCCUGGGACAGCUGCAGCUGUAUGACAGUCACCUGCGGAUCAGCCUGCCCCUCGGCAGUGGGAAACACCGAGACAGGUUCCAGGUGCUUCUUCAGGUGAAUGGCCAGGCCAUGGUGGUGGAUGUCGCCUCAGUGCAGUUUGUGAAGAAUCCACCAUCUACAGAAACAGCAAGACAGGUUUCUCUUCUGUUGGAAGAUGAGACAGCUGUGAUGGAGAAACUGCAGGAAGUUCUGUUCACCAACAGCUCAGGGUUUCCAGACUUGCCAUGUGGGAUCAGGCCAGGACAAAUCUGCCUACACAGACUGGACAGACAGAAGAAGGUGGUUGUGAGUUCAGCUGCCCAUGCCAACUCACAGUGUGGCACGGUCUUGGUGGCACCAAUCAACGAGCUGGGGACUGCAGACAUCAACCAAAUCACCUCAGCAAAGAAGAUGGCCCCAACGGACGAGUUUGGCAGUGAAGAAGGCCAGGAGGAAAAGAUUCGCACUGGGGCACUAGAAAUGCUCACACGCUAUACACACCAGAUUCGCAUCUCAUCAAAGCCGAAGACCCCUAAGAAGGGAAGAAAGCAGAAGGACAACAGUGCAUCUUCCAGCAAUAACAAUAACAACACUGAGUCCCCUGCCACUGAGAAGUCAAAGGAGAAGCUGGUCGAACCAAAGGUUCCUGAGAUCAUUCCCCACCCAUCUCAGCACACUGCUUCACCAGCGUUUCAGAACACUAGUAUUUCAUAG
This is a messenger RNA of Branchiostoma belcheri (Belcher's lancelet), 1073 nucleotides long. RefSeq lists its product as uncharacterized. The transcript has 6 exons. The record is from RefSeq and is a predicted model, not a curated record. Gene Ontology annotation, cellular component: nucleus; cytoplasm. Gene Ontology annotation, molecular function: ubiquitin protein ligase activity; cysteine-type endopeptidase inhibitor activity involved in apoptotic process. Bases 45 to 1073 code for a protein of 342 amino acids. Lineage: Eukaryota; Metazoa; Chordata; Leptocardii; Amphioxiformes; Branchiostomatidae. Gene Ontology annotation, biological process: positive regulation of protein ubiquitination; negative regulation of apoptotic process; regulation of cell cycle.